Molecule: messenger RNA, 1340 nt
Organism: Peromyscus maniculatus bairdii (prairie deer mouse)
Lineage: Eukaryota; Metazoa; Chordata; Mammalia; Rodentia; Cricetidae
Gene: C20H22orf23
Product: chromosome 20 C22orf23 homolog
Source: RefSeq, a predicted model, not a curated record
CCAAGGGCCAGGUGCAAAUGCGCCUGCGUGGCGGGGGGGGGCGUGUGCGCUAGUUACCAUAGUAACCCGAUGCGCUUGGUGCGGGCACUGACACACUGGCAUCCCCGAGGAUCUCUUUGAGGAGGGCGCUGCCACGCUUAGGGGCCUUCCCAUGGCUUCACAGGAGAGGGUGGACGCCGUGACCAAAGGAAACGGGUUCCGGCGCUGCCGUAAGCAGGUCGCUUACACGCCGGGGACCUGCGAGCUGCUCAGAGUGAUGAUGAAGGAAUCCAAACUGACCAACUUCCAGCAACGACACAUCAUGGAUACCAUGAAAAGAGGAGCCCCUCUGCCUCUGCAGUGCAAUCCCACAUCCAGCCAGAGGAGCUCGCCUUCCAAAAAGCCGGCUACAGCCACCUACCUGCCUCCCAUCCUGGCCACCCACUCCCACCUGCGGCCUGCAAGCAUGUGUCGAGCCAAUGGGGCAUACAGCCGUGAGCAAUUCAAGCCUCAGGCCACCAGAGAUCUGGAGAAGGAGAAACGAAGACUCCAAAAUAUCUUUGCCACUGGGAAGGACACAGAGGAACGGAAGAAGGCUCCCCAUGUGCGGCAAGAGGACCUACCUCCUGAGCUGGACCGGUUUGAAGAACAGACCAUGCGCUGCUGCCUGGGCCCCUGUGCACUCCCACUGCCCUGUGCACUGAUGGCCCUUCCCCUCUGUGCAGUGGUGAAGGAAAUCCAGGACAGGAAGGAAUUCUUGGCUGCCAUGGAGGCUCUGGGACAGGGCAAGCAAUACCGAGGAAUCAUCAUGGCUGAAAUCUCCCAGAAACUACGGGAAAUGGAGGACAUUGACCGCCGUAGGAGCGAGAAGCUUAGGAAGGCCCUUGCCACCACUUAAUCCAAGACCAGGGUGGGCCAGCCCAAUGCAACCACCAGAGCAGCACGACCACCAGAGCCCUCCUUCACUUCGCCAAGCGGUGCCAUCCCCAGGUCUGCCCACCCACGGGAGCCACACCAGACCACGGCGUGGCACUGUCUUGGAGCACAAGACCAGACACUGCCCGGGGAUGCAGAGGCCUCAGUGGUGCCCCUGAGCUGUGUCACAGCCACGGUGUUGAGGCCUUCUGUAGGGGGAAGAGCCCCAGACACACCGGGUUGACACCCAGGCUCACCACUUUGGACAUUUGCCCAAGGGCACCCUCGCUGGCUCUCCCCCUGCCACUGCGGGCCUCCGGGUGCUCUGUGAACACAGUUCUGUCCUAGAUAUCUUAGGAUCUACUUCUUUGCCUUCUUGUAGCCUUGGGCAAAUGUUUAACCACAAUGAUUAAUUGGCCAAUAAAGCACAUUUAACUUGGUCAUGA